Molecule: messenger RNA, 1739 nt
Organism: Pelodiscus sinensis (Chinese soft-shelled turtle)
Lineage: Eukaryota; Metazoa; Chordata; Testudines; Trionychidae
Source: RefSeq, a predicted model, not a curated record
AUGGAGAAAGGCCUAACAAAAUCCAGUUGUUGGAAGUUGAAGCUGAACAAAUUCAGACCAGGCAAAGUGCAGAUUUUUCAGGAUAAUCUACCAUUGGAGCAUUUACCGAGGGACAUGGUGGGGUCUCCAUCGUUUCGACUCCUUGCAUUAGGGGAGAGCAGUGGUCAUCAAGCAGUCUAUUGGGAUCUACUGGAUAACUGGGAUGAUGAGGAGGAGGAGAAGGAGGAGGAGGAAGAAGAAAAAGAGACCGAGAUAAAAGCAGAAUCAAAAGUUUCAGAGAAGAAGAAAAUAGCAGAAAAAAUAAAAGAGAGAGAAAAGCAGCAGAAGAAAAAGCAAGAGGAGAUUAAAAAAAGAUUAGAGGCACCAGAGGAGUCUAAAGAACUUACACCAGAAGAACAGGCAGCAGACAAACUACGGCUAAAAAAAUUACAAGAGGAGUCAGAUCUUGAAUUAGCAAAAGAAACAUUUGGUGUAAAUAAUACUUGUGGAAUAGAUGCCAUGAAUCCAUUGUCAAAAGACGACUUUACAGAAUUUGGCAAAUUAUUAAAAGAAAAAAUUACACAGUAUGAAAAAUCUCUACAUUAUGCCAGUUUUUUGGAAGCAUUAGUUCGAGACGUAUGUAUUUCAUUGGAAGUGGAUGAUUUGAAAAAGAUCACAAAUUCUUUGACAGUGCUAUGCAGUGAAAAACAGAAACAAGAAAAGCAAAGUAAAGCCAAAAAGAAGAAAAAAGGGGUUGUGCCUGGAGGUGGUUUAAAGGCCACUAUGAAAGAUGAUCUGGCAGAUUAUGGAGGAUAUGAUGGAGGCUAUGUACAAGAUUUUGAAGACUUCAUGUGACAUUUAUCUUCCCUAGUGUUGUCUUUCUGUUGCCCAUAAACCUUUAAACAUGUAGCACAAUUUCUUUUCCUUUAAAUUCUGCCAAAUGCUACAAUUGAAAGUGCAGUAUCUUUGUGCUGGUUAUUUAACUCUUUGAUAGGGUGGUGCUAAAGCAUUGGGAUACCUGUCCGUCAAGGGGUUAAAACGAUGAAACUCGAUUGCUAUAUAAAUCACAGAAAAAAUAAAAUUCUAAUAAUGUUUUGAAUUGUUGCUAUCUGGUUUCAUAGUAACAGAACCACUAAAUUGGACAUGGAUUUCAAAAAAGCUGAAGUUGUAUUCUUACCAGCACAGAUUAGUAAUACAGCCUUAACUGUACCUCCCUUGGAUGAUUUCUCUUAUGAACGAAAGCAAUUUGCUGCAAGGGCAUGGUGUGCACUUAUUAAAAUUGCUUUGUCUGAGUUAGAGCUUGGUUUUUUAAAUAGAUGGGGACUGCUACCUUCAAAGGAUACUUGCACCUGAGAAUUAAUCACAUGAUAGCCACACCCAUUCUUUCAAAGCUUGACAUUUUAAAAUAAAACUUAUUUUGGUCAAAGUUCCUUAUUGCAUCUGAAAAAUGACUUGUGAUAUCUUCAGUAUAAGCAGUUAGUUUACAUUUACUUGGAUAUUUCUACUAAAGCAGCUGUACAGGUUGGUUAUUUUCUAGCAGUUAGCUGCCUGGUUAAGAGUCUGCAAACCAAAUUUCUUUUGUUCUCCUAGGCUGUGAUAGAACUUUCACAGGACUUUACCAUCUUCUUUCAUUUACAAAAACCUGCUUAGCAAACUGCAGCAGUUACUACAGUUGGGCAAAUUGUUAUGUUAACAAUUAAGACAUCUGCAAUGUUUUAUAAAGCAACUAAUUUAAUAAAAUCACCAUUGUGAGGACUUCA